AUGAAACAACUUGUUUCUACACUCCCGAUACGCCCCCCUCCUCCCCUCCCAACUACACAAAUGCACACUCUUGCAUCCUUAAUUCCUCCCAACUCCAUUUUUCGUGUGAACUUGGCCACUCAUGCCCUGUCCCCUUCCACAGCGGUGAAUGAGUCGGGAUCGUUGCACUGCUACUUCUUCCGCUCGGUGUCGGCAGCCUGUGAGGAAGCAGCCAUGCAGCAGUACAGCGCUGCCGGCUCCCCUCCCUGCCGCCCGCUCUCCCAGCUAGCCGAUGUCGUUGCCUCCAACGACUCCCUCGUCUGUGCCCUCGCCACCCUCGAUCCCUCCUCUCGCUCACACUCCGAUGCUGCUAGGGCAUGGGGCGAUGCAUACAAGCAGCGGCCGUACCUGGUGGAGGAGAGGGGCAUGAUGGUCAACGCCACAGAGGAACAGAUGCAGGCCUACUGGUGGCAGGCGCAGGCGCUGCGCUUCCUGCUGCGCUGGCCCUCCGCGCUGCUGUGCCACGCCACCAACCGCAUGCGCCACUCGGCGUACGGGCUGCAGACCGCGCAGCAAUCAGCCGAGUACAUGACAGAGCAGCGCGAGAUAGUGGCUGCUCUCCGCUCCGACCCGCCCGACCCAAACCCCGGGGUACACUUGCGCGCAGAAGCUGCUCUUCUGUCCGCAUUUGACUACACCAAACACCCGAAUCUGGAAACAGAAGUGUGGCCUGGGCUGGGAUUCGCGGGGUGUGGAUAUGCUUCAGAGGGUGGAAGUGCGGGUGAGGAGCAAGGAGGACGUGAGGGGAGAGCGGAGAGAGCGGGGGGGUCAAGGGGAGAUGGAUGGACUGUUGGACCUUGGACUAUUGGAGAGUGGAAACUUGGACCGUGGACCAUUGGAGCAGCUGAGGAGGAGGAUGUUCCAGAGGAGAAGCCGCGGGCGCUGGUGACGUAUGAGGGGGUGGGCAGGGAGGUGGGUAUUCCACGGCCGGUGGUGAGCAUGCAUGUGGAGCAGCAGGUGGGUGGCGGGGCGGAUGCGCUGCUGCCGCUGCUCUCGCUGGCCUACCGCCUGCGGCUCCUCGACCCCGCGCUCUCAUUCGCCUGGCUCUCCUCCGACCACCCGGAUGUGAGUGAGCAACUGAGCACACUCACGCACCCACAUCUGCAAUCCUCCUGGUCUUUCCUUCAUCCCUACGGCACCGACCUGCAAGAGCACGACCCAGUAGCUGCCAGUUUCUCACACCUCCUCAUUUCAGCAGAGUCUGAUUAUCUUGCUGCUGCACUCAACUCAACUUGGACCCAUGCCUUGCAUGCCCUCAGGUCCACAAAUGGCCGGCUAUACUCCAUGUUUUUGUCCUACUAG
Closterium sp. NIES-65 is the source of this 1341-nucleotide messenger RNA. The record is from the annotation of a GenBank genome assembly. Lineage: Eukaryota; Viridiplantae; Streptophyta; Zygnematophyceae; Desmidiales; Closteriaceae.